CUCGUUCCUGAUUUGAAUUGAAUUGAAUUGCAUUGUAGUAUUGAUUUGCUUCCAAUCCUUUCUUUCUUUCUUUCUUUCUCUGAAUGUUGUAAUUAUCAAAACACACACACACAGAGCAAUGCCGCCCAAGUUGUUUCUCUCUCUUCUAACUUUCUCUCUCCUCACCCUCUCCGUCGCCGCUCGUCCCUACGUUCUCGUCCUUUCCCAGGAAGACUUCAAAGACGAAGUUCCCGCUGAUUCCGAUUCCUCUUCCGCCGAGUGGGAUGAAUUCGGCGACUCCGACUCCCACAAAUCCGAAGAAGAUCUCGAUCCUGGCUCAUGGCGCCAAAUCUUCGAACCCUCCACCACCGACCCCCAAUCCCAAUCCCAAUCCCAAUCCCAAUCCGAUACCGACGCUCUCUACUACUCCGCCGUUACUAAGCUAAUGACUGGGGAUGCCAGGAUCAUAGAAGAGGGCUCCGGCGAGAUUGAAACAGCUGCAGAAUCUGGUCACCCGGCUGCACAAUCAGUGUUAGGGUUUUUGUGGGGAAUAGGUCUUUUCAGAGAGAGGAACAAACAGAAAGCAUUUGUUUAUCAUCACUUUGCUUCAGAGGGUGGCAAUAUGCAAUCCAAAAUGGCUCUCGCUUAUCUCUACACUCGUCAAGAUAUGUUUGAUAAAUCCGUUAAGCUUUAUGCUGAAUUGGCAGAAGUUGCUGUAAAUAGUUUUCUCAUUUCCAAAGAUUCUCCUGUCAUCGAACCUGUUAGGCUACACAAUGGAGCUGAAGAGAACAAAGAAGCACUCAGAAAGUCUAAAGGGGAAGAGGAUGAAGACUUUCAGAUUCUUGAGUAUCAGGCCCAGAAAGGGAAUGCUGCUGCUAUGUACAAAGUCGGUCUCUUUUACUACUUUGGCCUUCGUGGUUUGAGGCGUGACCAUUCUAAGGCACUCUCAUGGUUCCUUAAGGCCGUCGAGAAAGGAGAGCCUCGCUCUAUGGAACUUCUUGGAGAGAUAUAUGCCAGGGGAGCAGGUGUUGAGAGAAACUACACCAAAGCUUUUGAAUGGCUUACUCUUGCAUCCAAACACCACCUCUAUUCUGCUUAUAAUGGCAUCGGUUAUUUGUACGUCAAAGGCUAUGGAGUCGACAGCAAAAAUUACACUAAAGCAAAGGAGUAUUUUGAAAAGGCUGCUGAUAACGAAGAGGUUGGAGGCCAUUAUAACCUGGGUGUCUUGUAUCUCAAAGGGAUUGGAGUGAAAAGAGAUGUCAAGUUGGCAUGUAAAUUCUUUAUUGUGGCUGCCAACCACGGUCAACCAAAGGCUUUCUACCAGCUCGCAAAGAUUUUCCAUCUUGGUGUUGGGUUUAAGAAGAACGUUCCAUUGGCUACUGCCCUAUACAAAUUAGUUGCAGAAAGAGGUCCAUGGAGUUCUUUGUCCAGAUGGGCACUAGAAGCAUACUUAAAAGGCGAUGUUGGCAAGGCCUAUAUGUUGUACUCAAGAAUGGCUGAGAUGGGCUAUGAGGUGGCACAGAGCAAUGCUGCUUGGAUUCUCGACAAAUAUGGAGAACGAAGCAUGUGCAUGGGUGAAUCUGGAUUUUGCACCGAUGCAGAAAGGCAUCAGCGGGCACAUUCUUUGUGGUGGCAAGCUUCUGAGCAGGGUAAUGAACACGCUGCUUUACUAAUUGGAGAUGCAUAUUACUAUGGCCGGGGAACUGCCAGGGAUUAUGACCGAGCUGCUGAGGCUUACAUGCAUGCCAAAUCACAAUCUAAUGCACAAGCCAUGUUCAAUCUUGGGUACAUGCAUGAGCAUGGCCAAGGACUUCCUCUUGACCUUCAUCUAGCCAAGCGUUACUAUGAUGAAGCUCUAGAGCAUGAUCCUGCAGCUAAGUUGCCAGUCACACUGGCUCUUACAAGCUUGUGGGUUCGGAAGAACCAUGCUGACAGUUUAUUGGUCCACAUAAUUGAUUCUUUGCCGGGUGUCUAUCCCAAAUUAGAAGCUUGGGUAGAGAAUGUGCUUUUGGAGGAGGGAAAUGCAACAAUUCUAACCCUCUUUGCGUGCCUCCUAACUGUGCUGUAUCUGCGGGAGAGACAACGAAGGCAAGCUGUUGUUGUAGCUGGAGAGGUCGCUCAGCCAAAUCGCCCUAAUGAACUUGGUGUGCCUGCACCCAUCUAGUUCAUAGUACUACCAGUUUCAGAAGGUACAAAGACUGUCUUGGAUGGGGUCGAUUUCAUGUGCAAUAUAUAUGAUAGGGUGUCAGGUUUUCCUUCCUUUUAGGUAGAAACGGGUUUAUAACUUUAGGUCAAAUUGUACCAUAGAGAACUUGAAGUGGUGGGAAUAACAACUGGAUUUGUAGAUAUUCCUUGUGUAUUUUGUAAGGUAGGAACAGGAACAUGUUUCUACACUUGAUCGCUUACCCAAGAGAUGAAAGCUAAAAAGUAAAGAUGCAUACACUGUUGUGCAAGUUUUUCUGUAUGGGAUUAUUUGAUGAACUUUACAGAGAAAUAGUACACCAUAAUCUUCUCAUUGUG
Molecule: messenger RNA, 2499 nt
Organism: Medicago truncatula (barrel medic)
Lineage: Eukaryota; Viridiplantae; Streptophyta; Magnoliopsida; Fabales; Fabaceae
Product: ERAD-associated E3 ubiquitin-protein ligase component HRD3A
Exons: 6
Coding region: 119-2143 (674 amino acids)
Biological process (GO): ERAD pathway
Molecular function (GO): protein binding
Source: RefSeq, a predicted model, not a curated record